AUGGCUGCUCACGGGACAUAUACACCGACAAAGGUGAUCGAGGAGGCAAAGUUAGACAUUCUUGCGCAGACGCAGGAAGACGAUAAUGCGAAGUGGAGGAGACAAGUCUCGCGGAGCUUUCUCUCGCCAACUGCAGAGAUGUACGUUUACGCCGUGCGGGCAUCUCUCGGAGACGAUGUCUACGACGAGCCUUGCACCAAGCUCCUGGAACAGCAUAUGGCGAAGUUGACCGGCAAGGAGGCGCUCUCUUGCUCUCCGGACACACCUAAGCAGCCACCAUACUCGGUACUCUGUGACCACCGAGCGCAUAUCGCAAGCUGGUGGACGGCUUUCCAUUCCGGUGCCCAGCUUGACUAUGUGAUCCCUCUAACGGGCAUCAGUCACCUGGAUGAUAUCAAAGAGCAUGUGGUCCUCGGCAGCGAUAUCACAGGUACCUGCCCGACUGCUAUCAUCGAGCUCGAGAACACGCUCAACGGCACGAUCAUCCCGCAACAAGAUGUCAUUGAGAUCUCCGAAUUCGCCCACGCCAACGACAUCAUAAUGCAUCUCGACGGUGCGCGGAUCUGGCAUGUCGCAGCGGAGACCGGGACGCCUCUUCUAUGCUUCAGCAAGGGUCUCGGUAUGUCAACCUCAGUUCUGUUAUGGUUCCGCAAGCUCUUCGGCGGCGGCAUGAGGCAGACCGGCUUCAUGUCAGCAUCCGCUGCCUACGCGCUCACACAUCACUUCCCCCUUCUGCCCGGUGUGCAUGCGCUCACCCGCAAGCUGGAAAAGGGCCUCGAGGAGAUUGGCGUGCGGAUCACGAGUCGCGCCGAGACUUGCAUGGUCUUCUACGACCCCUCACCAAUUGGUGUCUCGUACGCAGAGAUCAUCGACCGCGCGAGCAAGCUCCCUGAGCCGAUCAAGCUCGGUGGCUCGCGAUUAGUCGUUCAUAUUCAAACAGCUGAGGACACUGUCGACGAUUUCCUCGCCGUCAUUCGCAAGCUGGCCCAAGAGAAGAAGGACGCUGGCUUUGUGUACUCAGAGCAACAGCAGAAAGCCAAUGGUGUCGGCAGGAGCAGCAUCUACGUCAAGGUCAAGGCGUCGGACCUCGAGAAAGUACAGCACCAGUGA
Molecule: messenger RNA, 1110 nt
Organism: Fomitopsis serialis
Lineage: Eukaryota; Fungi; Basidiomycota; Agaricomycetes; Polyporales; Fomitopsidaceae
Product: pyridoxal phosphate-dependent transferase
Exons: 10
Coding region: 1-1110 (369 amino acids)
Biological process (GO): glycine biosynthetic process; L-threonine catabolic process
Cellular component (GO): cytosol
Molecular function (GO): L-allo-threonine aldolase activity
Source: RefSeq, a predicted model, not a curated record